Messenger RNA from Tetrahymena thermophila SB210, 1449 nucleotides. RefSeq names its product cyclic nucleotide-binding domain protein. Gene Ontology annotation, molecular function: protein binding; GTPase activator activity. The record is from RefSeq and is a predicted model, not a curated record. The transcript is spliced from 17 exons. Lineage: Eukaryota; Ciliophora; Oligohymenophorea; Hymenostomatida; Tetrahymenidae.
AUGUUAUAAUAGAAAAAAUAAUUCUACAAUAUAGAAGAAUUUUUAAACACUUCAUUUUAAUCUCAUUAGGUUAUCCAUAUUGCUGAAUGUUAGAGUAAACUUGGUUCAAUUGGUGCAAUAGGCUUAGGUUUUGUUUUACAAAAGUGCACUAAUCUCUCAAAUUUGAAACUCAGUCUUUGUUACAAUUAAAUUGGUGCAAUAGGUGCAUCAGGCUUAUGUUCUGAGUUAGUAAACUGCAAUAAACUCACUAAUUUUAUACUUGAUCUAAGUGUUAAUUAAAUUGGUAAUGAAGGUACAUCAGGUUUAGGUUCUGCUUUAGCAAAGUGCACUAAUCUCUCAAAUCUGGAACUUUAUCUAGUGUAAAAUAAUAUUGGUCUUGAAGGGGUAUAAGAUUUGUUUUCUGAUCUAGCAAAGUGCUCAAAUCUCUCAAAUUUAACAAUCGAUCUUCGUAACAAUUAAAUUAGUGAUGAAGUUGCAUUUUGUUUAUCUUUUUCUGCUUUAGGAAAGUGCACUAAUCUAUCUUGUUUGGCACUUGUUCUUAAUCAGAGCUAAAUUAGUGCUAAAGGUGUAUCAUGUUUAGGUUUAGCAUUAUCAAAGUGCACUAGUAUAUAAAAUUUGACACUUGAUCUUUCCGGAAAUUAAAUUGGUGAUGAAGGUAUUUCAUAUUUAAGCUCUGCUUUAGUAAACUAUGAUAAACUCUCAAAUUUGACACUUGAACUUAGUAGCAAUAAAAUUGGUGCAAUUGGUGCAUCAUAAUUAGGUUCAGCUUUAGAAAAGUGUACUAAUCUCUCAAAUUUGACACUUAAUCUUUUUUGGAAUAAAAUUGAUGGUGAAAGUGCAUCAGGUAUAGGUUUUGCUAUAGCAAAAUGUAUUAAUCUCUCUUAUUUAGAACUUUUGAUUGGUGGAAAUUAAAUUGGUGCAAAUGACACUUCUAAGUUAGGUUCUGCUUUAGCAAAGUGUGCUAACCUCUCAAAUUUGACACUUUCUUUACUUCAAAAUUAAAUUGGAACACUUGGUGCAUCAGCCUUAGGUUUUGCUUUAGCAAAGUGCACUAAUCUCUCAAAUUUGAAUCUUAAUAUUAGAGAAAAUUAAAUUGGUGACGAAGGUGCUUCAGGUUUAUGUACUGGUUUAGCAAAGUGCUCUAAACUCUAAAAUUUGACACUUGAUCUUAAUGAAAACUAAAUUGGAGCAAUUGGUGCAUCAGACUUAGGUUCUACUUUAUCAAAGUGCACUAACCUUUCAAAUUUGAAACUUAAUCUUAGUGACAAUUUAAUUAGUGCAGUUGGUGCAUCAAGCUUAGGCUUAGCUUUAGCUAAAUGCAUUAAUCUCUCUUACUUAAAACUUUUGAUAGGUCAAAGCGGAAUCAAUCAUUCAGAAUAAUUUAAAAUUAUGAUCAACUAUCUUAAAUCAAAAUAAUUAGUUGUCUUACAUAUAAAUUUCUAUUAUUGA